Molecule: messenger RNA, 1464 nt
Organism: Penicillium diatomitis
Lineage: Eukaryota; Fungi; Ascomycota; Eurotiomycetes; Eurotiales; Aspergillaceae
Product: Endo-beta-1-6-galactanase
Exons: 1
Coding region: 1-1464 (487 amino acids)
Molecular function (GO): hydrolase activity, hydrolyzing O-glycosyl compounds
Source: RefSeq, a predicted model, not a curated record
AUGAAGCUGUCUACAAGUCGUGAGUGGCUGUUCAGUCUUGCGCUGACCGCCGCCACACUGCCCAGUACCGAUGCAGACAUGACUACGACCAUAAGCUCGUCCACGAAUUGGGGUACAUGGGAAGGUUUCGGGGUGUCCCUCGCCUGGUGGGCUGCGGCUUUUGGCUCGCACAGUGAACUGGCAGACCUUUUCUUCUCCACAAAGACGACCAGCUACAAUGACGCCGAAGUACCCGGAUUGGGGUUCACCAUUGCUCGGUACAACGCCGGUGCAUGCAGCUCGAACACAAUCAAUGGCUCUGCCAUGGUUGUUUCACCGAAGAUGAUCCCUUCUCGUCAAGUGGACAGUUAUUGGCUCGACUGGCAAAGCAGUUCGCCUUCUUCGUCGAGCUGGAACUGGAAUGUUGAUGCUAAACAGCGCAACAUGCUGUUCAUGGCAAAGGCACGAGGCGCAACGACCUUCGAGCUCUUCUCAAACUCGCCAACUUGGUGGAUGUGCAUCAACCACAAUCCGUCCGGAUCCAAUGAUGGCACGAGCAACAACUUGCAAUCCUGGAACUAUGACCAGCAUGCCGUUUACCUAGCGACCAUCGCCCAGUACGCCGCUGCCCACUGGGGUAUCACCUUCCAGUCAGUCGAAGCAUUCAAUGAACCCUCCUCGGGAUGGUGGAAUGGACUCACAGGAACACAAGAAGGGUGCCAUUUCGACGUCAGCACUCAAGCUAUUGUCAUUGGUAACCUGCGAUCGGAGCUCAACCAUCGCGGUCUGGGCUCGACACUCAUCGCGUCAUCGGACGAGAACACGUAUGACCUGGCCAUCUCGACUUGGAAUAAUCUCGGCAGCGCGGCGACGCGGCAAGUUGCUCGAAUCAAUGUCCACGGAUAUCAAUAUGGCCAAGGCCGUCGAGACACCCUGUACAGCUUAGCAUCCGGUGCUGGUAAACGGCUGUGGAACAGCGAGUAUGGCGAGAGUGACGCUACGGGCCGAAGUCUGGUAGACAACCUGUUGCUCGAUUUCCGCUGGUUGCACCCAACGGCUUGGGUGUAUUGGCAAGCCAUCGAUGGCGGUGGUUGGGGUUUGAUCGAUGGUGACAACGACAAGCUCACUCUGGGCGCCGUCAGUCAGAAGUACUUCGUACUCGCUCAGUUCGCUCGACACAUCCGACCGGGCAUGCAGAUUCUGGACGGUGGCAGCAACUACACCGUCGCCGCAUACGACUCCAAUGCUCGCAAGCUGGUCAUUGUGGCAGCGAACUGGGGGCCCGAUCAAUAUCUGAACUUUGAUCUCUCUCACUUCAACAAGCCCGGAGUCAGCGGUGCUUUGGUCCCUCGCUGGACAACUCAAGUUGGGUCUGGGGCUCAAUACGUCAGUCACAGCGACACUUAUAUGAGUGGAAGCAAAUUCUGGUCAUAUUUCCCUAGUGGAGCUGUUCAAACUUUUGAAGUGGCGAAUGUUUCCCUGUGA